Messenger RNA from Anopheles marshallii, 2019 nucleotides. RefSeq names its product inactive CLIP domain-containing serine protease A28-like. Gene Ontology annotation, molecular function: serine-type endopeptidase activity. The record is from RefSeq and is a predicted model, not a curated record. Bases 1 to 2019 code for a protein of 672 amino acids. Gene Ontology annotation, biological process: proteolysis. NCBI's taxonomy places the organism in Eukaryota, Metazoa, Arthropoda, Insecta, Diptera, Culicidae. The transcript has 7 exons.
AUGCGUAGCAACCCGGAUGAUCUGCAAGAAUGUCCGGGAGGUUUCUGUGUAGUGAAAGAGCUGUGCCCAAAUGGAAUGUACGUCGAAACAAAUGCACAGACUAGCGGUAUUAUUGUGCCUCGAAAUCGUGAAGAUAAUGUGUGCCGGGACGAGAAAGUGUGCUGCCGAAAAGUAAGAAAAGUCCGAGCUAAUAUGCAAUGUCCCGGUGGUUAUUGCGUUGCUAAGCACCUAUGUCCUGACGGCACGUAUAUUGCUGAUCCUACACUAGCUCAGAAUAGUCAGCUCAUUGGUUUACGCACGCCAGUUGACAUUGACGAUUUCGAUUCAUGCGCAGAUUAUUUACUAAAAUGCUGUAAUGAUCCAGCCACUUCAACAGAUAAUCCACUGGACAGUGGGGUAAAUUUUGAAAUACCUGCAUCUAGCAUUAAAUGCGGACAGUUCAACAAUGAUGGAUUGCACUACGAACUGCAUCAUAAUGACUCCUUGGCACAGUAUGCCGAAUUCCCUUGGGUGGCGUACAUAAUUACAAACGAUAAUCCAAAUGAAUCCGUAGCGAAAAGUGACUUCGUCUGUGGCGGUACUUUGAUUCAUCCCCGGUUUGUAGUUACAACUGCUCACAAUACGGAUGGCAAAUCGAACUUGAUCGCGCGCUUCGGCGAAUGGGACAUAAGCACCACAAAUGAACCCUACCCGCAUCAGGACAUCAGCGUCACGGAAGUCAUCAAACAUCCCAACUAUGUGUACAACCCGAUACAGAACGAUAUUGCACUGUUAUUGCUUGCGGAAAGCGUGCAAUACCAAAAGCAUAUUCAGCCUAUAUGUCUGCCGCAGCCUGCCGAUCAGUUUGCAGGCGAACGUUGCAUCUCCAACGGCUGGGGCAAGCAGCGUGGAGUGUACGCGAACGUGAUGAAGAAAAUAACACUUCCGGUUAUUGCCAACAACGAUUGUACUCGAAUGCUGCGAUUUGCUGGACUUGGACCAUUCUAUAAUCUUCGGAAAAGUUUCAUCUGUGCUGGUGGUGAAGUUGGCGUCGAUAUGUGCAAAGGUGACGGAGGAUCACCACUCGCGUGCCAAACCGACAGUGGAACGUUCGUGCUGGCUGGAAUUGUUUCGUGGGGUAUCGGAUGCGGAGGUCAUAAUUCUGCCGGUGUUUACGUUGCCGUGACACGAUAUGUAAGGUGGAUCACGGAAUAUCUCAUGAAACAUUCUCCGAUGAACUCUAACUAUGAGAUUUCGAUGGAAUACGGAUGUGGUGUACACAACCCAGAUGGGAUUGGUAAUCAAGUCGAGGUCAACCAUACAUACGCUAAGUAUGGCGAAUUUCCGUGGGUUGUUGUCAUUUUACAAAACGAUGCGAUCCUCGGUGGUGGUACGCUGAUACAUCCGAGAUUUGUGCUUACGGCAGCGCAUAUACUGGAAUUGAAGGACUCGAAGAACUUAGUCGCCAGCUUUGGAGAAUGGAAUUUAAAACAGAAAGAAAGUAUCCUGCCAAAACAGAAUAUUCAAAUACAAAACACAAUUGAACAUCCUGAGUAUGAGCAUGAGGGUCUAAAAAAUGAUAUUGCGUUAGCACAUCUGAAACAAGAUGUGCUUUAUGAUAGGCAUAUACGACAAAUCUGCUUGCCCAACCCAACCGAUGUGUUCGAUAACCAACUCUGCAUCUCUACCGGUUGGGGCGUAGAUCCCAUAUCACUUGCUUCGUCCUCAUAUAUUUUGAAACGCGUAGAACUGCCGGUUAUACCACGAAAAAAGUGCAAGCGAAUGUUUGCGGCGACACGUUUGGGAGAUUUCUUCCGUCUGCACAAGAGCUGCCUUUGUGCCGGUGCCGUGGAAGGCGUAGACAUGUGCUAUGGAGAUGGUGGAUCUGGUCUAUUUUGUCCGACAGAGUCGGGAUCUUACGUUUUAGCAGGGAUUGUUUCUUGGGGCUUAAGUUGUGGCCAGCAGGACGUUCCAGGCGCUUACGCGAAUGUGGCUAAUUUUGUAACGUGGAUUAAUUCUACGAUAGCAGAAAAUGUGUAA